GAGCUUGAGUCAUCGGUGAUAGUUGUCCUAUAAAAGACGUGAUUAUAUCACUGCCAAACGUACUUAGGCCAGUAACUAAAAUACUGUUUUUACCACCACCUUUCUUGUCACAUAGGUACUGCUCAUAAACAAUGGAGCUCCAAUACACAACCCUCGACGUCUUCACAUCCCACCGCCUGCAAGGCAACCCCCUAGCCGUCGUCACCGUGCCCGCCGCGCUCCGCUCCAAGCUGCCGCAGGCGACGAAGCAGAAGAUCGCGCGGGAGUUCAACCUCUCCGAGACGGUGUUCUUGCACGAGCCGGACAAACAAGGGGGAAGCCGCGACAUCGAUAUCUUCACCGUUGACCGCGAGAUCCCCUUCGCCGGCCACCCUACCAUCGGCACGGCGGUGCUGCUCAAGUACUAUAGCUCCCAGACGCAGCAGCAUGUGGAUCUUGAUACCCUCAUCACCAAAGCCGGCCCCAUCCCCGUUUUCUCCGCAGACGGAAACCGCAUACGCGCCAAGAUCCCGCACAACGUGCACCUGCACGCGCGCACCCUCGGCGACCUCAUCACCUCCGUCUCCGUCUCCGUCUCCGGCUUCGCAUCGGCAUCGUCACUCCCGGGCCUCACCCCCGCCCCCCAGAUCCGCGCGGCGGAGCUAGCGGCGCCGGUUCUCAGCAUCGUCAACGGGAUGACGUUCAUCCUCGUGCGGCUGGCCUCGCUGGCGCUGCUGGCGCAGGUCAGCACGGCGCACCGACUUGAUCUCGAGGGGCUGCCGGCGCCGCUGCUGGAUGAGGGGUGGCGGGGGGGAUUGGUGAGUCGGUAUUAUUAUGUGGAUGUAGGUGAUGAUGAGGGCAAGGGAGAGGGAGAGGGGGGUGAGGAGAGGAGCGUGCGCACGCGCUUGGUGGACGCGGGGUGCGAGGACCCGGCGACGGGGAGCGCGGCGUCGGCGCUGGCGGCGUAUUUGUCGCUGUAUGAGGAGAGGAAGGGGACGAGGUUGAGAGUUACGCAGGGGGUGGAGAUGGGGAGGGAGAGCCAUAUCGAUGUUGAGACUACGGUGCGGGAGACGUCUGAUGGUGGUAGAGAGGUGGUGGAUCUUUGGCUUGAGGGGACGGCGGUGGUGGUUAUGAGGGGGAGCUUGGCGGUUGAUGUUUGAUUACUUACCUUGUCCGAUAGAUGGGGAAGUAGGAUAGGAGUUAGAUCUACGCGUUAUUGGGGGCUCACUGCGACGAUACCAAUCACACAUCAUACGUAUUGACUCGUGUUACGUAGGUAGGUAGUAAACAAAUAAACAUUGCCUAUAGUACACGCUAAACAA
This is a messenger RNA of Hypoxylon fragiforme, 1301 nucleotides long. Its product is annotated as Diaminopimelate epimerase-like protein. Gene Ontology annotation, cellular component: cytoplasm. Gene Ontology annotation, biological process: biosynthetic process. NCBI's taxonomy places the organism in Eukaryota, Fungi, Ascomycota, Sordariomycetes, Xylariales, Hypoxylaceae. The transcript has a single exon. The record is from RefSeq and is a predicted model, not a curated record. Gene Ontology annotation, molecular function: isomerase activity. Bases 132 to 1139 code for a protein of 335 amino acids.